CUACUCGCGUACCCUUUUGGACAACCCUAUAAAUUCUCCGUUCCGCGAUGUAGGUUGCUGGAAGAUAAUUUUUCAUUAAGCACAAUAAAUAUACAGUUCACCUUUACCAAACCUAAGCCGACAAUAUCUAAAAACAGUGGGUAUCGCCACUGUAUAACAGGGCACGCCACCACUAAACUUAUUAGUGAAAUAGGUUAUUUCAGUUUGGGCCCAGUGAACAACAAACGCUUAUCAAGCAAAAAUAUCGGUAUAAUUUGCAAAAUAAUCAAUCAGAAUGGGUGUACCUAAAUUCUUCAGGUACACAAGUGAGAGGUACCCUUGCCUCAACGAGCUGGUGAAGCAGUAUCAGAUACCAGACUUUGACAACAUGUAUUUAGACAUGAAUGGAAUAAUUCACAACUGUUCACAUCCUGAUGAUUCAAACCCACAUUUCCGUAUAACAGAGAAGAAGAUUUUCGAAGACAUCUUCCAUUACCUAACCAUACUGUUUCAAAUUAUUAAGCCUAAGAAAUUAUUCUUUAUGGCUAUUGAUGGUGUUGCUCCUAGAGCAAAGAUGAACCAGCAGAGAGGCAGAAGGUUUAGAUCAGCAAGAGAAGCAGAGAAGUUAGAAGAAGACGCCAGAAACAAAGGCGAAACACUGCCAUCGGAGAAGCGCUUCGACAGCAACUGCAUCACGCCGGGCACCGUGUUCAUGGCUCGUCUACACGAACAGCUCAAGUACUUCGUCAAGUCCAAGAUUUCCACCGACCCCCUCUGGGCUAAAGUCAAGGUCAUACUAUCUGGACAUGAGACGCCUGGAGAAGGUGAGCACAAGAUAAUGGACUACAUCAGAUGGUCGCGGUCUCAGCCGGACUACGAUCCCAACACGAGACACUGUCUGUACGGACUGGACGCUGAUCUCAUCAUGUUGGGCAUGUGCACACACGAACCGCAUUUUGCACUGCUUAGAGAAGAGGUAAAAUUCGGUAAAAGUACAAAUCGUGCGACGUGCCCCGAAGAGACUAAUUUCUACCUCCUACAUUUAUCGUUGUUAAGAGAAUAUUUAGAACAAGAGUUUAUAUCUAUUAAGGACAAGCUGCCGUUUCAGUACGACUUGGAGAAAAUUGUCGAUGACUGGGUGCUAAUGGGAUUCUUAGUGGGCAAUGACUUUAUACCCAACUUGCCCAACAUGCACAUUAGUAACGAUGCCUUGCCUGUCCUAUAUAGUACUUACAUGAAAGUGCUGCCUACUUUAGACGGUUAUAUAAAUGAGUCUGGAGAUCUGAACUUGAGGAGGUUUGAAGUGUUCAUGCAGGAACUUGCCAAGAUCGACAUGGAGAAGUUUCAGGACACAUAUGCAGAUCUUAAGUUUUUUGAAGCCAAGACUGGCAGGAGGCCUAAUGCUAAUGAGAGGAAAGAUUACAAGCCAAAUAAUGACGAGACGUUCAAUGUAAACGUUGAGGAUAUCAAAGCAAAUAAACCAGAUGACGAGCUUCAAGCAUUGAUCAAUGCGACGGAGGACAUGUUUAUGGACGAUAUGGAAAUAGAAAAUGAAGAUGAAGAGUACGAAGAGACUAGUGAUGAGGAAGCUAAUAUGGCAAUGGAAUUCAUAUUACACAAAAAGGAUUACUAUAUGAACAAAUUAGACUAUUCUAAAGUCACAGAUGAAGUGCUAGCUGAUCAAGCAGAAGGCUACGUACGAGCGAUUCAAUGGAAUCUGUUCUACUAUUACAAAGGGUGUCCGUCUUGGUGUUGGUACUACCCACAUCAUUACGCACCCUAUAUCUCAGAUAUUAAAGGAUUCGCAGAUCUAAAGAUUGAGUUUGAACUUGGAGAACCUUUCAAACCUUUUGAGCAGCUCUUAGCAGUAUUACCAGCAGCGAGCAAACAGCUCCUACCAGCUCCGUUCCACGCGCUGAUGACGGACGAGGACUCCCCCAUAGUCCACUACUACCCCAUCAACUUCGAAACCGAUCUCAACGGGAAGAGAAACGACUGGGAAGCUGUCGUACUCAUACCCUUUAUCGAUGAGGUAAAUCUUCUUUCGGCCAUGGAGCCCUGUUAUCAAAGACUGACGGAAGAAGAGAAAAGUCGGAAUGCACAUGGACCUAUGUUAGUGUAUAAUUGGACUCAAAAAAAUCUAGGCGUAUUAUUAGCGCCUCAACACUUCGAUGCGAUCGCUGAAUGCCACGCUACAGAGACUCAAGUAUGGAGACAAGAGUUAGAAGUCCCCGACAAUAUGUUGAAGAGAGGAAUGCUACCUAAUGCUAAGAGGGACAUGCUGUUCCCUGGGUUCCCUACUAUGAGGCAUCUUAAGUAUGAGACAAGUAUCAAAAAGGGUAAAGUAAAAGUAUUUGAUCAGCCGUCUCGCAAUGAGAACAUGAUAGUAGAGAUAAUAAGAGAAUCGGAGACCGAAGACCCAAUCACUGAAGUAGCUAAAAAAAUGCUAGGAAAGGUCAUAUGGGCCGGCUGGCCACAUCUCACUAGGGCUAAAGUAAUAUCAGUAUCGAACGAUAAGUUGAGACUCCACCACAUCGACCAGCAGAACAACAACCCGGACGGCUCGCCCAACUACUCCACGGAGACCAACAGUGGGAACCUACAUAAACAGUGGAUCAGUGAACGAUCCACUAUUAUUGAACACAAUAUGAAUCGACUCGGCAUUGAAUUGGGUGAAGUGACAACGAUCAUUCAUGCGGUCAAUUUGAAAGGUUUCAAAUACAUGAUCCAAGACAACGUGAAGAUGGUAGAAGAACCGGAGUGGUGCACCAUCCCUUGCGGGUACGCGUUGCAGGCUGUAGUGACGGACGUCACCGCGCAUAUAUUGCAGGAGGGGGGACGCUUCAGUACGCUACAGGAGGCGUAUCCGAACGGGGACUCCGUCUUCUUACUCACGCAAGGACAACAUUAUGGAGCUCAUGCUACUGUAGUGGAAUCGGAAUCGAUCCGCAACGGUCGUAUAAAGGUGUUAGUAGUGGAGCGUCCGGAGCCCGUCCCGCGCGCCCAGUCGUGCAGCACGCCCUACCGCACCGCCAACCACGCCGCCGCCGCCUGUGGUGUAUCAGCACAGACGUUAUCCCGUAUAACUGGCACGAUACUGGUCGUCCCGGGAGAACGACACGACCGGCCUACUGAACAACUCAACAAACUCAACAUCGGACUCAAUUUGAAGUUUAAUAAAAAGAAUCUCGAAGUAGCCGGCUAUACACGUCGCUGUAAAGUGACCAAUACGUGGCUAUACUCCGAGCGUUGCAUAGAACUAGUGCUAGCGUACGAGAAAAAGUAUCCUGAGAUCUUCGACGUUAUCAGCUCGGGAAAACAGAGCAAGGAUACAUACUUCGAAAGUGAUUUCUACCCACAAGAUUUUAGUAGUAACAAAGCACAAGAUAUAGCGCAGUGGAUAAAGGCGCAGGCCCACACCCGCGCCGCGCGCCGCGAGUGUGGGUCGGAGGCGCUGGAGCCCGACGAGAUGCGGGCGCUCGCCGCCGACCUGCGCGCCCAGGCCGCCGCGCUCUGCGGGCCUGACAAGACGCACUCCAUCCAGGUCAAGUGGAACUUGCUAUAUAAGCCGGAGCUCCACAGCGGCAACCUGUGUCCGGACCCGAGGGCAGACUUCCGUCUGUACGACCGCGUGGUGUGCGUGGCGCGGCACAUCACGGUGCCGCUGGCCGCCGCCGGCACCGUCGUCGCCGUCUGCAGCCCCGGGCCCAGUAAUACGGUCCGACUGUCCGACAAACUUAAUGCAGACCCCUCAUACCUCGUCAUGUUCGACCAACCCUUCCCCGGAGCCAUGACUGAGGAUCUCUUCGAAGAGGCACGGUUUUACAGGAUGACGGCGAACAACAUGUUGAACUUGUCGUACGGCCGCAAGCUCCGUACCGCGGCGCCGCCCGUGGUUCCCGCGGACAGUUUCAUUCCACAGCGGCCACAGAAACAACCCACACACAACAUACUGCGCAGGGAGGACGGACAUAAUUCUGCUUUUGCUAACUAUAGUCCGCCUGGAGACAAGGCAGUGUCGCCGGACGGCCGCAACCACAACGCUUCUGUUGCGAGCAACGGAUCACCCGGGCGGAAUAGCGCGACAGAUUUACUGAAAAGUCUUCUGAAAAUCAGCGAGGAUCCUGAAGUUAAGAAGAGCAAGGAAACUCCGACAUCUGAAAAUACUCGCAACUGGCGAGCGAAGAACGACAAUACACAGUCGACUGCUGUCUAUCCUCAACAGAGGGGUCCGCCGCCGCCUCAGAACUGGCGCAAAGAGAACGCAUCGCUCGGCAACAACAACCGACAGCCACCUGUCUUCUCUAACUACAAGAACCAGGCCGUUCCCUCCUUCCCGCCGUUUCCAACCUUCGGCCAACCCUACCCAGUUCCGAACCAGAUCCCGUUCCCCCAGUUCCAGAACCCCCACUUCCAACGCAACCAACAAUACAACAUGCCACGGAACCAAGGAUCCCACAAUAGGAGCUUCGAACCCACACAGAACAGGGGCUUCGAACAAUCACAGAACAGGAGUUUGGAACCAACUAACAUCAGGAAUUUGGAACCAAUCCAUAACAGAAAUUUCGAUCAACAACCACAGAACCGGAAUUUGGAUCCACCACAGAACUUCCCCAAACAUUUGCCCAGCAUUAGCGCUGUUGGACCCAACAUCACGUUGGGACCAAGUUGGCACCAACCUACUAAUCCACCUAAUACACAGAACCCGAGGUCGCCUAACGCUAACAGACCUCCCCCACAAACCAGCAACGACAAAGUCAGCAAUCCAUUCGUACCAUUACAAGUACAAACCAGGCGUGUCUCCCACCCCGGUGGCUCGUCAAGUAAGCAGGAUUUGGGUCAGUCGUCGUCACAGAAGUCGACAUUACCCAAGCCACAGCCCACGACUGCACCGAUAAAUCAACAGAACCAGGGCCAAACUGCGAAACCAACAAAGAAGAAGAAAAAGUCAAGAAUAGCAGCCAACCUGCCUUUCCAAAUAGAUUAAAUUUAUUUUAGUUAUAAUACAGAUUAUAUAGGGUGUUGACUUACCACCAUUCUAGACGUUUCAACUGCAUUAAUUGUUGAAACUUCAAAAGUAGAAAUAGUAUUUUUGCUGUUCCUACUACCAAAUCCAUUGUAGACCUUAUUUCCGAUGUUUAGAGACUAUUUUUGUAUAAACGCAAUCGACCUUUAAUUUGUUAGAGCGUGUGUUUCCCAAAGGGUAUCUGUUUUAACCUGGGAAUCUUCAAGGCCCGAGUGAAUAGGUUGUUAGUCGUGCUCCAUCGUAUGCCGUAUCAUCGUUUACCACUAGUCGAGAGAGUGGUCAAACGCCCAUGACAUAUAAAAAUGGCAGCAAUUAUGUGUUUAAAUGUCAUUGUCUAGGGGAAUAUAUAGUUUUCGAUGUAUAGAUUAUUAUUGUUGUAGUGACAUAGAUUUAUAUUCAUUAGGUAUAAGUAAAUAAAAUCUGAAGUAUACAAGUGGGUAAGUCACCACCCUAUCUCCGAUUGUGACCUCUGCUCAUAGUGUAGGCAGUGUUCCUAAAUAUUAAUUCUUAUUAUUUAAGUUUAGGUAUCAAAUUGUACCUAUUGACAUAUCAAAUGGGAACUUAAGACCUUCAAGAGAGAUGUGACCUUGUCUAUUUACUCCUAGUUUCUGAAAGGUUGAUCAAUGAGAAUUUAAUAUUUAUUAAAAUAUUAAGUCUUAGAAAUAAAAUUGAUUUCAAAUGAAAUCUCAUGAAGUUAAAUCGAUUUUAAGAAACUUAUCGGUUCACUUUUAAUAUUGCACUAGACUGGAAUUCAGUCGACCCAAACGUGCGUUGUAUGCAGUCAUUCGCACUUGGAACAAAUACAUACUUGUAUUAUGGAUUUUAGGGAAUAUAUUGUGUAAGGAUAUAAUGUGAAAUUCAUGUUGAUAUUUGGAAAUAAGGUUCUAAUACGGAAGCUUAAGCACAAUUUUAGAGUGACAUGGAUCCCUUUCAGAAAUCUGGAGUGAUUUAUUUGAUAAUAAUUUAGUUUUUAUAUUAUAAAUUGUAUUUUAUUAAUUGAACAUUGAAGCCUGCACUAAGACUGAGCUCAAUCUAUUUAUAAGUUUGACUUUGAACUGAGCUUACGAUUGAAAAGGAAAGAAAAAAAUAGGAAAAGCAAAUUUCCGAGGUGAGAAAUAAAAGUUUGGUACAUGCCUGGAUUAAAUAAUGAAAUCUUGUAAAUUUUGUAAAUAUUAUGAAGUUUUAAGAAUCUGUAAUGAAUGAGUGUGAUCAAUUUGUUUAAAUGUAAUAAAAUAAAGUUGAGAGUAUACGUUCUGGUUGAUACCGGACUAAAGUAUUAUCUUUUCGAGAGUUAUCAUUAAAUGUGAGUGAGAUUUGUGGCGCAAAUUGGGAUAAAUAUUGAAAUGUUAAACGGAUAGUCGGCCAAGUCAUUUAGUAUACACCUAAGAAAUCAAAGAUUGAUCCAGAGACCAGAACAGACACAGUAAUGUUACACAUAAUUGCAUGUUUUAACAAAAGCCAGAUCUUUUGUAUCCAUUGCUUGGUUCAGUAGCCAAGCAAUGGUCUAUAUCAAUAUUGUACUGAAUCAAUCAUUGUUUUCUAAGCUACAUACUAAAUAACUUAGCUGGAUAACAGAUCGGCAAGUUACAUAGUUCCUCAAAUCACCUUAUUAUGUAAGGUUCUCCCGCGUCAUAGACGUUAACAAUUGAAUUAUUUUCUUUUCACUCAAGUACAGAGAGAAUAUUUUUCUACACUCACCUGUUUACUUCCUUUUAUUUUUCAUGAGGAAGGCAGAUGUGUUAAUUUAAUUUGAAUCUUAAAGCCUGUUUUGCUAGAGCCGAUUCUUUACUGCCGCCUUAAGACAGGAUAGAAGAUGUAUUCUAUCUCACUUAGGUCUACGCUUCAGUAAGUAAACUGCGGUUAAGUUUCUUUCAGCUUGAUUAACUAAAAUUUAUAUGAGAGAUACGUACGUUUAACUGGCAGUUGGACUAACUGAACAGAACUUAACUGAAGGCAGUGAAAGGGCGCCUUAGUAUGACUAAUUUUGUGCAAAUUACUUAUCCAAUUACUAUUAUUAUUUGUUUAAGCAACAACAUAUUUAACACGUAUUAAAAUACGUCAUAAUCUCGCGUUCUCAACCGAAGUAACAUAGUGUGAAGAUAAAUAUACAUUAUUUAAUGUAUUCACAAUUUAAAGCCUUUGUUGAUGAAUGAGAUGACUUGACGAGUUAACGUGGUGUGUUAUUAUUGUAAUCUCGAGGUGAAACAACUCUGUACUUAAUUGCAUGUUGAGAAAACAAUGUUUUUUUAUUACUAUCGGUUUUUACGCAUUUUGAGUCGUUACUGCCUUGUAUUAGGUGGAUUAUAAAGUCGCGUGCCCAUUGUCUAUGUUAGGCAAAUAUUUUAAUCUUGGUGGUUCGAAAUUCAAAGAUGUCGGUCGUGUGCGCGACCUCUCUCCAGUCAUGUCACAUGGCCAUCUGAUCUUGAAUCAGGUAUCAGUUGAUACCUUCACUAUAGUAAUAAAUCCUCCUUGGUUCUCUAGUCUCUAUUGAGAUCAAUUUCCAUUGACCAUAUUUAUUUCUUUUUUAUGGAAUAGGGUGACAAACGGUAAUAGAUCACCUGAUGAUAAGCGUAAGCAAUCCCUAAUACUCGCAACACUAUUGUAAUUAUUAGUGUGUUGCGGACCAUCGUCUAGGUGAUGUUGCGAGUGUCCUAUAUUAUGGACACCCGUAAAACCAAUGCAAUAUUUUUUAUUUUAAUAUCCGUCUGGUAGAUUAUUUUAAAACAUGAGACCCGUUUGUUUCUUUCCUAAACAAAUACUUUCGACGAUAUUUUGAUUUGAAAUAUCGCGUGACGUCACUUCUAGGUGCGUUUUGUACGUAGAAAUGACGUUUUAGCUCCCACUUCCAAACUUGAAUUCAUUAUGGAAAAAUUAAAAAAUACGUGUCUAAUAUUUUUUCAUCACCUGACUGACGGACUUAGAUUUUUCAUUUUCAUACCCUGUUAUCCUGUUUACAAUAGCGUUGCUCGCUAUUGUGGUAAUAUAUUUGUUUAAAGAAACGAAUGGUGCUGGUAUUAAUUGGAACCCUGCCUUCCUCAAUUAACCAAAAUCUAAGUUCAACUUCCACGUGUAGACUUUAAUAGUACAAAGUACUUAGACAAUUAUAAAUGAAUCUAUUUUUCUCGUCUAUAAAACAUUUCCCUAAACCCGUACCUUUUAAAUUGUAGUUGCGAAAUAGCCUCGUAAUAAUUGUUAUGCAUAAAUACUCCAUAAAUGUAAACUAUAAAAUAAAGAAAUAUAAACUAUGUUUCCAGUCUAUUCAAGCAAUUUUGAACUCUAUUCCAUGUUGUGUUGGUUUCAUAAUUGUUUAUACUGGUUAGAGUUCAUUUUUGUAUGAAUUGACUAUGAUAAAAUUUAUUGUUAUAGUAUCAAAUGUUAUUUUUUCAUUUGUCUCUAAAUAAUAAACUGAUUUUGAUUGAUUUCAGAUACAUUUUGUAUGAUAUUCUAUAUUUCUGAACUCUUCGUUUGUGUAUAUAAAGUUGAGUUUCAAUAAAUAUUUCAAGUUUCAAUAAAAGUUAAAUUAUAAUUUUACCUACAUCAUGUUUCGGCGACUGCAUUCGGUUGGACAAAUAAUUUGUUAUCAAUUAUCGUACAAAAUGUAUCACCAAAGAUUCAAGUGUUCUAGUUUUAAAUGAGCAUAAUACACGUUUAAUUUAAAAUAUAACGUAUAUCUUACAACUUAAGGUCCAUUUUUGAAAUCACAUGGCUGAAGGCCUUGUUUGAGUCGAUGGGAGUCCUUUAUUUUUAUUGUUAAAAUCCAUUACUGAAUUUUGAAUACGAAAUAUGAAAUAUGAUAUAUAGUAUAGCUAAAAUGCAUUUAGUAUAAUUGCAAUAACUACACUAAUGCAAAAAUAAUAAGAUUGAAAAUCUCUCAGCAAUGGGCAAAGACGGAUGAUAUUAUUUUGUUGUUAUGUGCAACGUACUCAUAUACACCGUGAUAUUUUAAUGGUUGUUUUCCCACAGUAAA
This is a messenger RNA of Spodoptera litura, 8972 nucleotides long. RefSeq names its product 5'-3' exoribonuclease pacman (gene pcm). Gene Ontology annotation, cellular component: nucleus. Gene Ontology annotation, biological process: nuclear-transcribed mRNA catabolic process; rRNA catabolic process. Gene Ontology annotation, molecular function: RNA binding; 5'-3' RNA exonuclease activity. Lineage: Eukaryota; Metazoa; Arthropoda; Insecta; Lepidoptera; Noctuidae. The record is from RefSeq and is a predicted model, not a curated record.